Pieris brassicae (large cabbage white) is the source of this 2008-nucleotide messenger RNA. RefSeq names its product arginase, hepatic (gene arg). Gene Ontology annotation, molecular function: manganese ion binding; arginase activity. Gene Ontology annotation, cellular component: nucleus; cytosol; cytoplasm. The transcript has 7 exons. NCBI's taxonomy places the organism in Eukaryota, Metazoa, Arthropoda, Insecta, Lepidoptera, Pieridae. The record is from RefSeq and is a predicted model, not a curated record. Bases 565 to 1560 code for a protein of 331 amino acids.
UUAUUGAAUUACAUUCAUUUUCAGAAUAUCUACCUCAACUCAAAUGAAUUCAAAUUGCUAUGAAUCGAGCAUGUAAUUUGCUAACAAACAUUAUUGCGGUUAUAAUGUUAUCCAACACAGCAACAAUAAUCAUGGGAAACAAUAUUUACGAUUGGAAAAUCAUAGAAACAUUGGCCGAGAGGCAUCCAUACAUUGUGGCUUUAUUGAAUAACACAAAGAAUUAUGCGUGUACAGGGGUUAUAAUAGAUCAUCGUUCUAUUUUGACGUCUGGAAGCUGUGUACACCCCGAGCCUUUGUACGCUGCUGUCGGAAGCGCCAUAGCAGGUCAAAGGACAAACGACAAUAACAUCUUCAAAAUUGCGUAUACAAAGGCACACGAAGAUUACUUUUUCGAAUUAGGGAGGAAUUAUAACGUCACUCGUAUGCACAGCAACAUCGCUCUAGUCUUUACUGUGAAGCCUGUCUUAUUGUACUUUUCUGAGAGCGCAAUUUUGGGGAACUACUUUGAAUCAGAAUUGAGGGAUAAAAAACUAUCUACAACGGGAUACGGUUUUCGUGAGGGGAAUGUCACAAAUGAAGAAGUGGGAACCUUUAAAACAAGUGGGUGUAGUUGGAGUGCCUUUCGAGAAAGGUCAGAAAAAGUAUGGUGUUAGUAUUGCUCCUGCUGCAAUGAGGUCUGCGGGACUUAUAGAGCAACUUAAGGAAAUAGAUGGCCUCAACGUCAAAGACUAUGGAGAUAUAGAAAUACCAGCGUGUCACGAAAACGCUAAUGUCGAUAACAUGGCGUACCUCUCGCUUGUGUCCGCUUGUAACAAGAGCUUGUCUAGCAAAGUGACACAAGUACUUAAAGAUGGAAGACUCGCUGUAACCAUCGGUGGAGACCAUUCUAUAGGAGUAGGCACCGUGGAUGGGCACUUUAAUGUGAACGAAGAUAUGAUCCUGAUAUGGGUGGACGCGCACGCAGACAUCAAUACAAACAAAACGUCAGAGUCAGGUUCAGUCCACGGCAUGCCUGUGGCGUUGCUCGUCAAGGAACUUUCAGACUAUUGGCCUUAUCUGCCUACUAUGGAUUGGCAGGUUCCAAAAUUUUCGAUUAAAAACCUGGGUUACAUCGGUCUGAGGUCUGUAGAUCACUACGAAAGAUUGGCCAUUGAAAAAUAUCACGUGCCUACAUUUGCAAUGGAGGAUAUAGAAGACCAUGGGAUAGCAAAAUCAAUAAAUCACAUUCUUCACUUAUUGGACCCAGAAAACAAAAAACCAAUACAUGUCAGCUUCGAUAUAGAUUCAUUAGACGCAUUGGAAGCACCGAGCACUGGAACCUCAGUGAGGGGAGGCCUAACGUUACGGGAAGCGAUCAAACUGAUGGAGAUUAUUCACUCGACGGGCCGUUUGAGGGCACUGGACCUCGUUGAAAUAAAUCCGGCAAUUGGAAAUGACUCUGAUAGAAAAAGGACAAUUGAAGCCGGACUAUGUAUUUUGAAGGCUGCUCUCGGAUUUUCCAGACGAGGAACGACUCCGCGUGGAGUGUCCGAUUUGCCCGUACAAACGCACCAUAAUUAAUAGCAGGAUUAGGAUAAGUAUUCAAAGUUCAGCGGCAUAUUUAUCAAAUGAAAUUAUGAGAUAGUCAAACUAUAAACUUAAAAUAUCUGAAGAUUAUGCUAGCUGGUAUGGAUUUCGAGACUACAGAAGACGUAUAUAUCUUGGCAUGACCUAAAAACAAACCCAGACGCAGCAUACGCACGCUUUUGACAUCUCUCGGCCACACUCAAAUACACGCACGCACACACACCCAUUAACACACGCAUACUUAAGGUCUUAAACAUUUUUUUGUUUCAUUAGAUUUUAUAUAGGCUAAAAAUUAUUUUCAUAUCGUAACUUAUAUCCGUCCUUUUGUUUUAAACAUGCACCAUGUACCACGGACAAACACAGCAUUUGAUCAGUUUUGUCACAACCAUAUUUUGUUAUAAAUAAAGAUUAUUAUUAUUAUGUCAUUAAUACUGGAGACUUG